Messenger RNA from Parasteatoda tepidariorum (common house spider), 3747 nucleotides. Its product is annotated as E3 ubiquitin-protein ligase RNF14. Gene Ontology annotation, molecular function: protein binding; ubiquitin-protein transferase activity; zinc ion binding. Lineage: Eukaryota; Metazoa; Arthropoda; Arachnida; Araneae; Theridiidae. The record is from RefSeq and is a predicted model, not a curated record. Gene Ontology annotation, biological process: protein ubiquitination.
CUUAAUCCAAAUUAAGUGUUACAGAAAUGGGGAGCCAGAAGCGUACAUCCUUCGAACAUUAACUCAAUCAAUCUAUCAAUGUCUCGAUAAACAUAACAUCCACUGAAAAAUCGUGCCGAAAAUUGAAAAUAAAUGGAUAAUUUAAGUCAACAAAAAGAGGAGCUUUCUGCUGUUGAAAGUAUUUUUAAUGUUUAUGAAAAAAAUUUAACUUUCGAAGAUCAAAUACCAGUUUGUGGCCAUUUUAAAGCUAAUGUUUGGUUACCUACUCCAUUCUAUGUUACAUAUAAUAUUGAAAAUAUUCCUGCAUCUGAAAUUGGUGCGGAAAAUUCAGAUACAAAAAAUUCCAGAGCUGAAACAUUUAAAGUGGAAAAUCUGCCACCUAUUAAUUUAUUCUUCGAAUUUCCUGAUUCGUAUCCUUCAGAGACAUGCCCAGCAUUUUUGCUAUCCUGUAAUUGGCUAUCUCUUGCUCAAAUAUCUGAACUGUGUAAGCAUUUAGAAUCAUUGUGGGACAAAGAUAUGCCGGUGUUGUAUUCAUGGUGUCAAUUUCUUGAAAGUGAAGUUGCUGAAUUUUAUAAAUUUGAUCGAUAUCUUGAUGUCUCCGAAAUACUGUCUUACAAAGGUGGCUGUAAUUUUCGGAAUUCUAAAAAUUCUACAGGCGAAUUUAAAGAAUCAAAUAAUACCAUGGCUAAGGAUUCUUUUAUGGCCUUUAAACCAUCCAUUUCUGGGGGUGAAGGCUUAAUUGAUGUAAGAGCUCUUAAUGAUAUAGCAGAUGGUAGGUCUUUGAUCAAUUUACUAAAAUCAUAUGAUAACUAUAAAACUGCUGAUAUUUUCAAUAGAAAAUUCCAUGAAUGUGAUAUUUGCAUGACUACGAAGUUAGGGGCAGAUUUUGCAGCAUUUAAAAUAUGUAAACAUUCUUUUUGCAAAGAGUGUCUAAAGGAAUUCUUUGAAGUUCAUAUUCGUGAAGGAAAUGUGAAUUGCUUGAAUUGUCCAAGUGAGAAAUGUAAUACUCAAGCUGAUGGGACUAUGGUACAACAAAUUGUUGAUAAAGGUUUAUUUGAAAGGUAUGACGAUAUAUUAUUGUCGAGAACUUUGGAAACUAUGUCAGAUAUUGCUUAUUGUCCUCGUAAAUCCUGCCAAUGUGCUGUACUUAUUGAUCUGAAUGACCGCAUAGGAAGAUGUCCUCAAUGUACUUUUGCAUUUUGCCCCUAUUGCAAAAUGGCUUAUCAUGGUGUUGCACCUUGCACUUUUAAAUCAGAACAAAAGAAAGCAAUAUUUGAGCAAUACAUGAGCGGUGAUUCAGAAGUGAAGGAACAGUUGGAAAAAAGGCAUGGAAAAAGAGCUAUUAAAGCUUUAGUUGAAGAUUCAUUAUCAGAGUCUUGGAAGAAUUCUAACAGUAAAAGUUGUCCUUCUUGUAAAGCCAGCAUUGAGAAAAGUGAUGGAUGUAAUAAAAUGACGUGUUUCAAAUGUGCUACCUUUUUCUGUUGGGAGUGUAUGAAAAUAUUAGAAUCAUCAAAUCCUUACUUUCAUUUUAAUGCUUUAAAUGCUAGGUGCACUCUUUUUCCAGACGAUGAGUUGGAUAAUCAAUUUGAGUUCGAGCCUGGAGAAUUUCUACAUUUCUUGUAAAAGUUGUUCUACAUUUUGAAGUUACCUACUGAUUAGCUUGUAAUCUAUUAUUAAUAUGUAUUAUAGGGGUGAACAACCUGCUGAAAAAAGUUCAAAAUUUAAAAUUUUUUUUUUAUAACAUUAUAAAGAACACCUUAGUGUUCAAAUUCAAAAAUGUUUAAAGGUACAAAAUAAGAUGUCAAAAGAUUUGAAGUUUUUGUUGUUUAAAUUUAAAAAGAAAAAUUUAAAUUGUUCGUUUGCAAUAAGGAUUAAAUUAAUUUUUACUCAAAAAUAACUAGAAACCUAUUUUAAUUUUAAAUUUAUUAAAGAAGACAAACAGUGCGAAACUUUAUUUGAAAAUACAAUGUAUUUUUCAAAAAUUAUAUUCAAUUGUCCUUUUCUUAGACUAACUAUUGUUAUGAUAUUAAUUGAUUAAGAAACAUUUAUAUUAUAAGAAAUUCAUAUUAAAACUAAAUUCAUAAUGGCCUUGAAAAAAAUUUUUUUUCUAUCAUCCACAUCCAAAAGGUUGCGCUAUGUGAAACUGUGUUUACCAAGAAAUUCAAGCCUGGAGAGUUCCUAUAUUUCUUUUGUUAAUUUUUUUUUUUGUAAUGGAAAUUAAAGUGAAUGUUUUCUUUCUCUGUAUUUCACAUUAAAUGAUCUUUUUAAUAUACUUUUAUUACAGAAACAAAAUAUAUACAUGUAGCUUUAUGCUAUAUGUUCUGAAUUUCUUAUUACAAACUUCUUCCUGAUUAGCUUGUAUUAAUAUGUAUUAUAGGGUUGAACAACCUGCAGAAAAAAGUUCAAAAGUUUUAAAACUUUUUUAAUAAAGUUAUAAAAAACACCCUUAGUGUUAAAAUUCAAGAAUGUUUAAAGGUACAGAGUAAAAGCGUCUAAAGAUUUGAGGUUUUCGCACUUUUUAAUUUUUUUAGCGAAAAUUUAAAAUUGUUAGUUUGCAAUAAAAAUUAGUAAAAUUAAUUUAUAAUCAAAGUUGUGCACAUUAUGCUAAACCUAUUUUAUAUAUAUAUAAUACUAAACCUACAUUAUAAUACUACAGUAUAAUACUAAACCUAUUUUAAUUUAAAUUUAUUAAAGAAGACAAAGAGAGCAAAACUUAAGAUGAAAAUACCAUGUGUGUAUUUUGUAAAAAUUAUGAUUAAUUGGCCUUUUUUUAGGCAAACUAUUGUUUUCAUUUACAAUAAGAAACAUUUAAAUUAUAGAAAUUCAUAUUAAAACAAAAUUCCUAAUGGCCUCCAAAAUUUUUUUUCUUUUUCUGCCACAUACAUUCUAAAGGUUGUGCACCCUAAUGUGAAACUAUUUGUUUAUAUACCAAGAAAUUUAAGCCUGGAAAGUUCCUGUAUUUGUUUUAUUCAUUUUUUAAUACAAAUUUAUCUAUGUUACAAAAACGAAAUAUACAUGGGUAGGUUUAUCCUAUAGAUAUUUCAGUUUUUCUUAUUAGAUAUUUUCCGAAAAAAAAAGUGGAAAUGGUGGCUUUCCAUUCGUUAUUUGUUAUAUUUUUUAUUCUUAAAAAGUUAAUGUAAACUUGCAUAUAUCAUGUACAGUACUUAUAAGAAUAGUAUUUUAUUAUGUAUUGUGGUGUCUUGUUUAUGAAUCUGUUAAUUUCAAAUCUUCAGUUAAUGAGAGAAAAUGAAUGGUUCCAGCCAUUUUUCAUUAGAAUGAUGCCUAUUGUAUUUUACUCAUCAGAUAUUGCAGAUAAAUUUUUGCAUUUUGAGUGUUCUGUUUUUGCCACUUGAAAUUUCCUUGUAAAAGAUGAAGUCAAAAACAUGCAGAUAAGGGUUGCAAAAUAAUAUUUAAAUUUAGAGGAAAUGCCACUAAAAUAUGUAGGUCACUAUUGAAGAAGGCAAAUUAAAAAUGUCAAAAUCUGCUUUGUUACUUCAGGAAAUAGACGAGUUAAAAACUGAUUUUUGAAACAUCUAGUUUCACGAGGCGAUUAAUGAUCUCUAUCCCUUACUUAAUAGUAUUUUUGUUUGUCAGAAUAUGGUAGCAUUUUAUACCUUUUUAACAGUCAUUAAGUAUAUUAAAGAUGCUGUUUGCAGAUCACCUUAUCUAUCCCAUAAAGAAAUGAAAAUUUUUUCCUCCAAGCAAUUUUUAAACCUAGACUGUUAUUGUUUCCAAAGAUGGCUCUAA